Panicum virgatum (switchgrass) is the source of this 1732-nucleotide messenger RNA. RefSeq lists its product as uncharacterized. The transcript has 6 exons. Bases 34 to 1521 code for a protein of 495 amino acids. The record is from RefSeq and is a predicted model, not a curated record. Lineage: Eukaryota; Viridiplantae; Streptophyta; Magnoliopsida; Poales; Poaceae.
UCUCAGAGCGUGACAGCACUAGUGACCGAAACCAUGCCGAGCUCAUCCCCAGUGGCCAUGCCACGCCAUGGGAUCGGAAGCUCGCGCCGCGCGCGGCCCCAAGUUAACCCCGCUGCCUGGAAACGCGGGCAGGGUUCGUUACGAAAUAACGGCCAUGGCACUCCCACCGCUCCCCCGCCCGCGGAACGGGAGCCCCGGAAGAGCUCGUCGCCUAGGAGCUCGCUCCACCAAGGAACCGGUGCGCAGGCGCUCCACGCUCCUCUCCCCCUCCCCGUCGCGGCGAUGGCGUACCGCAGGAAGCAGGGCAUCCAGCGGUCGGCCACCUUCGUGGAGGACCACCGCCAGGCGUCGUCGGGCGGCUCAGCGUCGCCGGCCAUCGCGUCCCCGCGCGCCACCCGCUUCGCCGACGACAACCGCCGCCCCGACCGCUCCUCCGGCCUGGCCGCGCGGGUCAUGGUGGCCUCGUCCGCCCCGCGCGGGGACCUCACGCUGCUGGAUCCUGUCACCCAGCUCUACACAUCGACAACCAUGCUGAACGACGACGGGCCCAAGCACGGGCUCUGGUCGCUCGUGGCGCAGAAAGCCAAAGUCAUGCUCGACGAGAACGGCACGCCACGCGCUCAUUCCUCUGAAUCCCGCUGGUCCUACGACCGGGUCCGGAACUCGGACAGCAGCCCCACGUCGCGGAGAGGAGCGCCGGAAGGGAAGCUCGACAUCGGAGGGAAGAUCAAGAACGUCCUUGAGGAGGGCCUGACGGUGGCCGACACCACGACGCCCGGCAGCGGCGCCGCCGUCGUCGCCGGCCGGAAGCUGCAGAUCAGGAGGAAGGCGUGCAGCAUGGACUUCCGGCGCGCCAACCUGGUGACCAGCUCCGACUCAUCGUCGACGCUGUCCGAAAUGGACUCGCCUCAGAUCAAGGCCUCUCGCGACGUAGCGAACGCCAUGGCCGCCAAGGUGAAGCUGCUGCAGCGGGAGCUCAAGACGCUCAAGGCCGACCUGGCCUUCUCCAAGGAGCGGUGCGCGCAGCUGGAGGAGGAGAACCGGCAGCUCCGGGACGGCAACCACGACGCCGACGAGGACAUGAUACGGCAGCAGCUGGAGACGCUGCUCGCGGAGAAGGCGCGGCUGGCGAACGAGAACACGCUGUACGCCCGCGAGAACCGGUUCCUGCGGGAGAUCGUCGAGUACCACCAGCUCAACAUGCAGGACGUCGUCAACCUCGACGAGGACGACAUCGAGGAGGAAGACGAGGACGACGUCGACGACGAGAAGGAGGCCGAGCAGCAGUACCAAGGUCGCGGCUCGUCGUCCUUGCCGUCCCAGCUCGUGCAGGAGGAAGAGGAGCACCAGGCGGCCGGCCCGGGCACCGCCCCGGAGUCACCCUCCCGCCGCAGGGAGUCGCCGCGGAUGCCGGGCACCAACGGCGGCGGCACCACGGGCAGGGAGUCGCCGCGGAGGCUGAACACCAACAGCGGCGACGCGGUCGAUUACGACUCCCCUCGGACUCGGAGAGACGGUUGACGAAAGGCGGGCUGGUAGUGCAUGCCUGUAGAGGACACGUGUUGUCUCUGAUUUCUUAUUGUGAUUUUGCUUAAUGUAAUUCAUAAUUCACCUGAUCCGGGUGGAAAUAAAGAACUCUUGUUGAGCAUAACAUCAGCACAUAGUGAUCAAAUAUUCUUCUGCCAGAUGAGUGAAUUGCUGUGACUCUGCCCAGUGUUCUCAUUCUCCUCAA